Physella acuta is the source of this 1741-nucleotide messenger RNA. RefSeq lists its product as uncharacterized. The record is from RefSeq and is a predicted model, not a curated record. Lineage: Eukaryota; Metazoa; Mollusca; Gastropoda; Physidae.
AAGAGCGCUAUCGUCUGGCUUGCUGACACGUUUUAAACUGCCGGCUUCCUCUCUCUCGUCAGCACUGUUCUUCUCACAAACUUUUCCCCUGCUCAAGUUAAGGCCAGUUUCUUUUACACUUGUGUUAGCGUAGUGAAUACGUUUUUAACUUCAACUUUUGAUAAUACAAUUUCAACGUUUGGGCAUCCAGAAUUUCAAUAUCGUCUUUAAAAAAAAUCACCGCCAAAAGUUUAUUGAUUUGACAUAAAAUUCUAACGGCUUAGGACUUAGGACAAAUAGGGGUAAUGGCCAUGCAUGACAUCUGCGGAAGAGCAGACAGCCAACAGCAUGACGUAGCAAGCUUUCUCUGCGGUACAGCACACCGCAGCAGCCCUCAGACCAAGACUGGUGACGUCAGACGGAUGGACCAAUCCGAAUCGCGUGUUAUUUCACACUGAUGUGUUUCCGCAUUGUUUACCUAAUGGACCAGUUUGAGUAAAAUAAUCUAGCUUUAAGAUCUCUGGAAACUUAACACUUUUCAUUUGCUUUUCAUUGAUGGAAUAGUGCGCUCCAUGAUCCUGAUUUGAAUCCAGUUUUUAAAUACAAAUUUGGACAAAGAUAACGGCAAGGAACUGAAAAAACUGAAUUAUCCCCCUUGCCAAGAUGCCCAUAGAGUUCAUAGAUUUGGAGGAGUUAGUCAAAAGUUAUGCCGAGGAUUUUUUAGACAACGAUCAGAAGAAACAUGCGGACUUAAAGAACCCAGUCAUAGACUGGAACAAGAUGCACGUCAUCUAUGGUGAGACCAAGUACACGAGACCUGAGGUCCCACCACAGCCGACCGCCCAUGUUUUGUUCUGUGCCAACUUUGCCAACAACACACCCAACAACCAGACGUACACCCUGCGGACAGAGAGGAGGACACGGUCCAGUAGUGAGAUCUGCUUCAUGAAGACCUUCACCUACGGCGUCAACAUCCAGAUGAAGCUGACCCCACCCAACCCCAUCAUAGAGGCGAAUGCUGGCUUCAUGUCAGAGAUCACCAAACAGAAAGGCUACAGUGCCACCAAUGAGCAGGAACUGACCUGGGCAGUGGACAGCGAGAUCUCUGUUCCACCUGGAUACAAGACCAAGGCUGAGCUGGUCUUCACAGAGGAUGACUUUAAUGGGGACUUUGAGAUUCUCACAACAUUUGAAGGAAAGAUUCUGGUGACUUAUGAGAGCAAGAAGAGCAGGGACCAUAUAUCAACUGUCACGGUGCAUGUGGCCAAAGUUUUCAACUCCAAAUCAGGCUUCACGUUAGACGAUACAGGACGACCAACUUUCUUAGUGAGGGGCGUGUGCAAGUGUCGGUUUGGUGUAGAGCAGAAUGUCAACUUGACAGAGACACCACUCAACCAGUGAUAACAAAACUGUUAGAUCCUAUCUAAUUUUAAAUAAUCUUCAGCUUCUAGCUAACUUACACAAAAGAAGUAACUCUAUGACCUGUACAAGUUUUAAAGAACGCUGUUUUGGCUGCAAUUUGUCCAGUGGUUUAUUUUCGUCUGUCUGUAGGCCCACACAGGUGCAGACAGCUUUACACAGAAACGUCUUCCGUGUCAAAAAGGAUGGGUCAGUUAUGUUAAUUAAUUUUAAUUAGUUUACAGGUACCAAUCAUUAGCACACCUCCUAUAUUUAAAAAAAAUGUAAACUAUUUUUUAGCACACACAUUUUAAGUUGAGUCAUACAUCAACAGACAACUAUGACUUUUUUUGCACAAUUUUAG